Molecule: messenger RNA, 3909 nt
Organism: Podospora bellae-mahoneyi
Lineage: Eukaryota; Fungi; Ascomycota; Sordariomycetes; Sordariales; Podosporaceae
Exons: 3
Coding region: 319-3909 (1196 amino acids)
Cellular component (GO): Golgi apparatus
Molecular function (GO): protein binding
Source: RefSeq, a predicted model, not a curated record
UGGCCAUGCGCGAAGUCCCGGACGUCCCCAAUGUCUCCAAUUUUCCAUCGUCCAUGCACCCGGCAGAGUUGUAGCAACAGGGCCGACUAGCCAUUCUCAACGGGGGAUGGGUACCAUUUUGAUUUUUUCUUUUUGGUAGUUUUUGCUUGCCUUUGCUACGCAACCCCCACCCACAGUCACUCCCUUCUGCCGUUUUGCGUGCGACAUCCACUGAUUCCGACGAACCGACACCGAUUUUCGUCUUCCUCUCUCCUCCUCCCUCUCCCUCUCCCUCUCUCCCCCCUCUCUCUCUUCCUCCACCGAACCGACCACAGCGCUAUGUCAUGGAUCAUCUCCUGGACGUCGCUGAUUCCAACACUGCUUAUCCUGUCGGCCAGUCUUGCCUGGUGGUUCACCGAGCCUAAGAACGCCCGCAUAAAUCUGAUUGCGGCUGUUGGAGUGGUUCUUUUCUGCUGGGCCGUCGCUCCCGAGCUGUCGCGCGACCUCUCGUACUCGCUGUACGUGUCCAGCCUCGACUCGGUCACGGCUCUCCAUCUCGAGACUUUUGUUCUGAGAAACGCCAACAUGUUGUUAGUGGGAGCUGCUGUAGUCUGGUUGGUGGGAAGGGCAUUCCAAACGCUGCGGAAACCCGUCCCGGAGUUGAUCAACACCUUGGGCGUCGAUGUCCCCGAUCCGCCCGACGUGUCCCUAGCGGGAAUCAGAGCCGAUGCUGCCACUGUGAACUGGACGCGGCCCGCGCCCAACCGAUCAGUUGUAAAGUUUCUGAUACAAGUAAAUGGAGUGGUUGUGGGGGAGGUCGCUGCGAACCAAGAACCGGCCAUUGUCGUCAGCGGCUUGAAGCCAGACCAUUUUUACAACGUUCGGGUCAUCGCGGUUGGCUCGAAUAACUUUCAGGGUGGAAGCCGAGUCAUCCGGCUCAGAACCUUUGCCCGAGAUGGACGGCCACAACUCGGCAACUCCAGAUUGCCAUCCAACUUCACAGCCGAGGAACCGCCCGCAACACCCCAUGGCGAGUCGAUGGACGAAAGUGGAGGGGCCCGAACGGCGUUCCCCGCACUCGAGAUGGCCACUGUCACGGAAGGGAUAGCAUCACCUGCACGGGAUGGAAAUACGAAUUCUGGACCAGGGCCCCGUCGAAACACUGUGACUAGGAAACACUCGCCGUCGACCACGAGCAUCGACCAGUCAACCAGGGAGGACUUGAGCGCCUAUGCGAAGAAAACACUGCCAGAAUUGACGGAAAAAUUCGAGAGCAUUAGAAAAGAAACAGAGGAGGUGCUGGCUCAAAUAGCAAAAGAGGAGGCUGAAAAUAGAAAGGUGCUGGAGGAAUUAGAAGCCGAGAAGAAGGGAAAGAGGAAGGAGCAGAAGAAAAAGGAGGAGCAAACCGAGAAAUUGAAGCGGGAUGUGAACUCGACAGACCGGGCGAUGCGAAACGCCCUGCAACGAAAGGGCCAGAGAGAGAAGACGCUGAAGGAGAAGCAAAGUGAAAGAGAAAAGUAUCAUGAAAAUAUUGCCAAGUGGGAAAGAGGUGUAGGUGAGAUGCGCAAGGACAGGGAAAGUUUUGAUCAGCAGAGGAAAGAUUUGGAGGAAGAGCGUGAUCAGAAAGCCGAGGCCUUCCGAGGAGAUAACAACGAGCUCCAAGCUGAGUGUACACGACUGGAGCAAGAAUUGAAGGAAAGGAGAGAUCAGGUCCGAGAACUGGAAGAGGCCCGGAAGAAACUGCCUGGCGGAGAAGAUGACGGCGAGUGGCGUGAGAAGGACGCCGAAUUGAAGCGGGAAUGGCACCGCAGACACAGAGAGCUGUCCGAACAACUGGUGUUCGAGACUAAGAGAUCUCGAGGACUAGAUGAGCAUAUCCGCGCCCUUGGUGCUCAGCUGCAGGCUAUUCCUCAGCCAAGCUAUGGGCUUUAUACACCACCGAACGCUUCGGGAUUAGAGUUUGAUAACCCAACACUUACUCAGCUCAAGCGCCGGAGCCGAAACAGCAACACAAUGUCGAAUGUGUCUAUUUCAUCGCCAUUGCCAGCCUACUCACAGAUCGAUCCGAUUCUUUCAGCCCCGACGGGGUUUGCCAGUUCACGAUCUCUGAAUGCGCCACCUGGUUUUGCCCCAGGACCGUUUAUGGACCUGUCGGCAGACAUGGACUUUCGGGGGUCAUCAGCCCCUCUAAGUCCUUCCGCCACGGCACUUUUGCCAUCCAACAUACUCGAUGACUUUGACGACGACGACGAUGACCCAAGUCCGACGACUUUUCACGAUCCUGAGCCAUUCUUGCAAAGCCAGCGGGCCUCACCCGAGCAAGCUCCUCAGUCUCCUGCCUCGUCGGGCAAGGCUCUGAGCAUCCUGUCCAGCCCUCAUGGAUCCACAAGUAACCUCCCCUUCCCCCCCUUCUCUAACGAAAUUUCAGAGAGGAUGGUUGGCACUCUGCCAUCCCCAACUAUAGCCGAAACCCCUCAGCACAAGGGCUUCUUUUGGCAACGCUCCAAGACUGUCAAGGAAGAGGGGGAGAAAGAGCCACCUCUCCUAGGGAGUUUGAAGCAAGGUCAAAGCCAAUCUUUCCCACGGCAGACAGAUGAUCCAGACAUGGCCAACAAGCGGCGGAUCAGCAUUUCAGGCAGCUGGAAUGUCUUUAACCGAAACUCAGUUGGGCCUGAGAUCACAGAAGGCCAGGCCACAACAAACACACACGCAUUUGCAAGAAGCCUAAACCCCUUUUCCCGUAGGCCUACCGGUGGUCUCUUUGACCGUGACCCCAGCAGCCCGCGACCUACCAGCAUCGCGUCCUCCGACUUCCCCAGACCCUCCACUGACUCAGGCUCCAUCUGGGGACCACCCAUGGACGCCUCAACCCUAAACAAAAAUAGCCGUCUCUGGUCGCCCGAUAACGCCCCCUGGUCCAGGAACCCCUCCCGACGGCCUUCGCUCCAUGGAUCUCCCUCGGCACUCAAGACAACCCUCGCCUCGGCCGACGACGAAAUUCUCGACGACGAGGAAAUGCUUUCCAACGUGGACGUCGGCGUCAUCGGCAGCCGGCUGCCGACCCAGUCCGCCAACAAAGCCGCCUCGGCCGCGCUCGGUCGGUUGAACCCCAAUGCCCCCGCCUUUAUAGGAUCCCUCUUCAAAUCCAACCCUGAAAAGCAGAAGGAGAAAGAAGUCAAGGAAAAAGCAAAGGCAGAGAAGAAAAAGGCUAAUAAGGAGAAGGCUGCCGAGAAGAAGAAGGAGAAAGAAAAGGAGGCUGCGACAGUUCCGGACACGCCAAGUCAGCAGACGCAGAAUCCUAUUUUCGAGAUGGAGUCGCCCGCAGAUUCGAGGAAGUCGAGGGAUGGAGCCUCGGUUCAUACGCUUCACUCGUCGGUUUCGAUCUCUGAGUCCCGCGACUCUCUCACGCUCGACCAGUCAUUCUCCAAUACACCCUCCGAACCCGCCAGCGCAGGACUCUCAGGCUCAUUCAAAGACGAGGGCGUGGUCCGCAAACUCUUCCGAAAGGGCUCCUCGAGCAAGUUUAGUCUUCCCGGACGUCUUGGUGGUAACAGUGCCAAGGAGAAUAUCACCAGCGCUGGGGGUUUGUUUAAGAAAGGACCCAGCAGCGUUGCCAGCACCGCGCCUUCCGACCGCAUCGACCCGAGAUCUAGCAUCGGCGACUUUGAAGACUUGGGGGAUGAAGCGAUGGGGGUUUUGGCUGGGGUAUUGGGGAAGAGUUAUGAGUGUAGUAGUCCUGGGUUGGGACCUACGUCUGCUGCUGCUGCUGCGAAGGGGACCACGAAAGAAGGGGGGACGGCGGCGAGCAGGUGGUUGAGUAGUUUUGGGAAGAAGGGGAAGAAGAAUAAUGAGAAUACCAAGGAGAGUUUUGAUUUCGAGAGGGCGCAUGUGGGGGGUGAGUUGGAUGGGUUGGUUGAGGAGAAGGUGUAA